Messenger RNA from Brassica napus (rape), 1125 nucleotides. RefSeq names its product disease resistance protein RML1A. Gene Ontology annotation, biological process: signal transduction; defense response. The transcript is spliced from 2 exons. The record is from RefSeq and is a predicted model, not a curated record. NCBI's taxonomy places the organism in Eukaryota, Viridiplantae, Streptophyta, Magnoliopsida, Brassicales, Brassicaceae. The coding region runs from base 457 to 1023 and encodes 188 amino acids.
UCACCGCUGGAAAAAUGAUUGUACAAAUCACAAUUCAUGUGGGUUGUAGUGAAAAAUAAAGUCAGAUUUUUGAAUUCCUUAACGUGAUUUUGACCCAGUGGCCAUUGAUAUGCGUGUAUUAACUUACAAAUGAAAAAAGUGAAGAUAAUCUUUUUUUUUUAAGCAGAACCCCUUUUAUAUGGAAAAGGUUCCACUUACCUAGAGUUGUUAUCAAAGUUUUCUUAUGUUGUUUGAACUGGACUCAGUCAAUACUACUAAGACCAUUCAUCCCUAACAAUGACCGACCUUUUUCAAACAAGAGAAAGUUCUCCUUGUUGACAAAAAAAAGAGAAGAGAAAGUUCUCCUUUCAUUACGCGUUUGCUCUGCUAAUAUACUGACUUGUCCAUAACUCAUAUAGCAGCUUGAACUAUUUGAUUAUGUUGUCAUCAAAGUCUUAGUUACCCUUUUGAUUUCUUAUGGCGUCUUCUUCUCGGAGCUGGAGAUACAACGUCUUCCCGAGCUUCCACGGACCAGAUGUUCGUGUAACAUUUAUGAGUCAUUUAAAAAAGCAGUUUCAACACAACGGGAUCAUAGCGUUCAACGAUGAAGGGAUUGAGAGAAGCAAACUGAUCGGUACUGAACUCAUACGGGCGAUAAGAGGGUCAAGAAUCUCAAUCGUGGUGCUCUCGGAGAACUAUGGUUCUUCAAGUUGGUGUUUGAAUGAGCUGGUGGAGAUUUUGAAGUGUCAAGAAUCUGUGGGACAAAUAGUGAUGACGGUUUUCUACAAAGUGGAUCCAUGUGAUGUGAGGAAACAGAUGGGAGAGUUUGGUAAGACUUUCAAGGAAACUUGCGAAGGGAAAACAGAGACCCAGGUGCAUAAAUGGAUUCACGCUUUGACCCAUGUCGCCAAUAUAGCCGGAGAACAUUCUGUGAACUGGUUCGAAAAGGUAGACUUACUGCCCAUUACAGAGAGAUGUUCGGUGAGCCAGGUAGUCACCAACCGACGACUCACAUGCCGAGGCGGAUGUAACGGCGAGGAGUGAUGAAUUCUACCGGGCGAUUAACGACCCUUAGUUCUUUUUAAUUUCGGUUCUUGUAUUAUGAAUUCAAAACUUAUUUAUAUAUAAAAUAUUUUGGUUUUGAUU